This is a messenger RNA of Scedosporium apiospermum, 1986 nucleotides long. RefSeq names its product Alcohol dehydrogenase. The transcript is spliced from 2 exons. Gene Ontology annotation, molecular function: flavin adenine dinucleotide binding; oxidoreductase activity, acting on CH-OH group of donors. The coding region runs from base 1 to 1986 and encodes 661 amino acids. The record is from RefSeq and is a predicted model, not a curated record. NCBI's taxonomy places the organism in Eukaryota, Fungi, Ascomycota, Sordariomycetes, Microascales, Microascaceae.
AUGCUCCUCUCCAAUCUUUGCGCCUUGCUCGCGUAUACGAGUCUGGCCGUCGCCAGGCCGUCGAAGCACCAUGCGCGACAAGUUUCUCCGUCAAACAUCCUCGAGAGCUACGAGUAUGUCAUCGUGGGCUCGGGUCCAGGUGGAGGACCGCUCGCCGCUCGACUUGCCAUGGCUGGCAAGUCAGUCCUCCUCAUCGACGCUGGCGAUGACCAGGGCGGUUCUAUUCCAUACCAGGUGCCGGCCCUCAGUCUGCAAUCCACAGAGUAUGAGCCGAUGAGGUGGGACUACUACGUCAACCACUUCAGCAAUCUCACCGUGCAGCAACAAGACUCCAAGAUGACCUAUCGCACUCCAUCGGGAGAGACCUAUGUCGGUCUUAACCCGCCGGCUGGCUCGACCCCGCUGGGAAUCCUCUAUCCCAGGGCCGGUACCCUCGGUGGAUGCAGUGCCCACAACGCUCUUAUUACCGUCUAUCCUCACAAGAGCGACUGGGAUGGCAUAGCGUCCCUCACUGGUGAUUCUUCCUGGUCGGCGUCCAACAUGCGCAAAUAUUUCGAGCGCUUGGAAAAGUGCACGUACCUCCCCAACGGCAUAGUGGGCCAUGGAUUCAGCGGUUGGCUCUCCACCAGUUUGACUGAUCUGACACUCGUCGCGACCGACCUCAAGCUUCUGAGGAUUGUCCUAGCUUCCGCUAUUGCCAUGGGCCAGGGCGGUCUCCUCUCGUGGCUAAUCACCACCGUUGGAGGUCUUACCGGCGUCCUUCUCAAAGAUCUCAAUGUCGACAGCCCCAACAGGGACUCGACUGAAGGAGUGUACCAGAUGCCCAUUGCUACCGACAAUGGCUCACGAUCCGGGCCCCGCCAAUUCAUGCUUGACGUGGCCAACGCCCAGAACCCCGAUGGAUCCCGAAAGUAUCACCUGGACAUUCUCCUCAACACCCUCGUAACAAAAGUCCGCUUUGACACGACCGACAGCAAACCCCGCGCGGUGGGCGUCGACUUCCUGCAUGGCCAAAGCUUGUACCGCGCCGAUCCCCGCUCAAACGGUGCUGGAAGCGGGACCCCCGGUUCGGUCGAUGCCUCGAGCGAGGUAAUUCUUGCCGCUGGUGCAUUCAAUACCCCGCAACUUCUCAAGCUCAGCGGCAUCGGCCCGCAGGACGAACUUGCGUCGUUCAACAUUCCCGUAGUAGCCAACCUCCCCGGCGUCGGCACGAACCUGCAGGAUCGCUACGAAACCACCGUGAUUGGAAAGACUACCUCUGAUUUCGCCGUCACGUCGGACUGCAACUUCUACCGCACGCCUGAUGAUCCGUGUCUGACGCGCUGGAAGAACGGCGGCUCCGUCUCGACGCUCAAGGGCGUGUACGCGUCCAAUGGUAUCGCUCUCGCUAUUACCAAGAAGUCGACCUCUGCCAGCAGCAGUGAUGAUCCGGACAUCUUCAUCGCUGGUGCACCCGUCUCUUUCCCAGGUUAUUAUCCAGGCUACUCUGCCGACGGCACUGCUGAUGCGAGACACUGGACGUUCCUCACCCUCAAGGCCCAUACCCGCAACCGCGCCGGCACGGUCAAGUUGCGAUCCACUGACCCCCGUGACACUCCCCUUAUCGACUUUAACAAUUUCGCCGACCCGGCGGCGGCGGCGCUCGACUCUAGGGCUGUGGUCGAGGGUAUGAAAUUCACUCGAAGUCUUUUUACCUCGAUAGGAGGGUUCACGGAAGUCUGGCCCGGUGCAUCUGUUUCUUCGGACGCGCAGCUCGAUAAUUGGGUGAGGAAGGAGGCCUGGGGUCAUCAUGCAAGCUGUACCUGCCCGAUCGGUCCCGAUAGUGAUCCGAUGGCGGUGUUGGACUCGAAAUUCCGGGUGCGAGGCGUAGAUGGUUUGAGGGUCGUGGAUGCGUCGGUGUUCCCUCGAAUUCCGGGGUACUUCCUUGUGGUUCCGGUUUACAUGGUGAGCGAGAAGGCGGCGGACACGAUUCUUGGGGUCGCCUAG